AUGCCGUUUCGAGAUCAUUGGCGAGAUGUCCAAACUCUACAAAAUGAUGGAAUUCCUAUUGAUACGACAAGCAAUGAGACAGCAAAGCUAUUCGACGCCACAUUAACGCAAUACGUAGGUUGGUAUUCUGAUCAGCAGUUGGGUGGUAUAAAGUCGAGUCUGACUCGUCUUCUCGCUUCGGAUCCAGAAUGUGGUAUUAGUCGCAUUCUAACUGCUGCUCUUGGACUAUUCUCAACGCCACAAUCAUCUGCACAGGCUCACGCGCAAGUAGUUGAGAUUAUCGGUGACACGGUCAAUUCGUCGAACCAAUACGUUAAAUUACACGCCCAGUCUCUCCUCGACUGGUCUUGUGGCUAUCGAUCGCGUGCUACCGAGGUAUGGGAAACUAUCCUUCUCGAUCAUCCUUUUGAUAUUAUGACGUUAAAAUUCGCUUUGGAUACUUACUUUCAUUUGGGCAAUCAGAAUAUGCUUAGAGAUUCAGUUGCACGAAUAUUACCCAUCUGGGAAUCAUCCACAUCACAGCGUCCAUUGCAAUCGUACUUGUAUGGAAUGCAUGCAUUUGGUUUGGUUGAAACGAAUAUGGUGGAACGAGCUGAAAAACAAGCACGACUAGGACUGGACCUCAACGAACACGAUGGGUGGGCGACACACGCUUUGGCGCACUAAGAAACUGUUCAGUCAUCUGAUACUGACACAGCCAAAGCCUAUCAUCAAAUCGGUGGUCCUGUCUUCACUGCACUCGAGCGUUUUACCUAA
Adineta ricciae is the source of this 756-nucleotide messenger RNA. NCBI's taxonomy places the organism in Eukaryota, Metazoa, Rotifera, Eurotatoria, Adinetida, Adinetidae. The record is from the annotation of a GenBank genome assembly.